Propithecus coquereli (Coquerel's sifaka) is the source of this 1725-nucleotide messenger RNA. RefSeq names its product electrogenic sodium bicarbonate cotransporter 1-like. Gene Ontology annotation, biological process: regulation of intracellular pH; transmembrane transport; monoatomic anion transport. Gene Ontology annotation, molecular function: solute:inorganic anion antiporter activity; monoatomic anion transmembrane transporter activity; sodium:bicarbonate symporter activity. The transcript has 10 exons. NCBI's taxonomy places the organism in Eukaryota, Metazoa, Chordata, Mammalia, Primates, Indriidae. The record is from RefSeq and is a predicted model, not a curated record. The coding region runs from base 1 to 1725 and encodes 574 amino acids. Gene Ontology annotation, cellular component: basolateral plasma membrane; plasma membrane.
AUGUCCACUGAAAAUGUGGAAGGGAAACCCAAUAACCUUGGGGAGAGAGGAAGAGCCUGGAGCUACACUUUCCUCAGGGUUGUCCAGCCAGUGUUUAACCACAGUAUUUUCACUUCUGCAGUCUCUCCUGCCGCAGAACGCAUCCGAUUCAUCUUGGGAGAGGAGGAUGACAGCCCAGCCCCCCCACAGCUCUUCACGGAACUGGAUGAGUUGCUGGCCGUGGAUGGGCAGGAGAUGGAGUGGAAGGAGACAGCGAGGUGGAUAAAAUUUGAAGAAAAAGUGGAACAGGGUGGGGAAAGAUGGAGCAAGCCCCACGUGGCCACACUGUCCCUUCAUAGCUUAUUCGAGCUGAGGACGUGUAUGGAGAAAGGAUCCAUCAUGCUGGACCGGGAGGCUGCUUCUCUCCCACAGUUAGUGGGUAGCCCAGCCAUGACCCAUAGGAAUCUGACUUCCUCCAGUCUGAAUGACAUUUCCGAUAAACCGGAGAAGGACCAGCUGAAGAACAAGUUCAUGAAAAAACUCCCACGUGAUGCAGAAGCUUCCAACGUGCUUGUUGGGGAGGUUGACUUUCUGGAUUCUCCUUUCAUUGCCUUUGUUCGGCUACAGCAGGCCGUCAUGCUGGGCGCCCUGACUGAGGUCCCUGUGCCCACAAGGUUCUUGUUCAUUCUCUUAGGUCCCAAGGGGAAGGCCAAGUCCUACCAUGAGAUUGGCAGAGCCAUUGCCACCUUGAUGUCCGACGAGGUGUUCCAUGACAUCGCUUACAAAGCAAAAGACAGGCAUGACCUGAUCGCUGGCAUCGACGAGUUCCUAGAUGAAGUCAUUGUCCUUCCGCCUGGGGAAUGGGAUCCAGCGAUCAGGAUAGAGCCUCCUAAGAGUCUUCCAUCGUCUGACAAAAGAAAGAAUAUGUACUCGGGUGGAGAGAACGUGCAGAUGAACGGGGACACACCCCACGACGGAGGCCACGGAGGAGGCGGCCACGGGGAUUGCGAGGAGCUGCAGCGAACUGGACGGUUCUGUGGUGGACUAAUCAAGGACAUAAAGAGGAAAGCACCAUUUUUUGCCAGCGAUUUUUAUGACGCUCUGAAUAUUCAGGCUCUUUCGGCAAUUCUCUUCAUUUAUCUGGCAACCGUAACUAAUGCCAUCACUUUUGGAGGACUGCUUGGGGACGCCACUGAAAACAUGCAGGGCGUGUUGGAGAGUUUUUUGGGCACCGCUGUCUCGGGAGCCAUCUUUUGCCUUUUUGCUGGUCAACCACUCACUAUCUUGAGCAGCACCGGACCUGUCCUAGUUUUUGAGAGGCUUCUAUUUAAUUUCAGCAAAGACAAUAAUUUUGACUAUUUGGAGUUUCGCCUUUGGAUUGGCCUGUGGUCAGCCUUCCUGUGUCUCAUUUUAGUAGCCACUGAUGCCAGCUUCUUGGUUCAGUACUUCACUCGUUUCACGGAAGAGGGCUUCUCUUCCUUGAUUAGCUUCAUCUUUAUCUACGAUGCUUUCAAGAAGAUGAUCAAGCUAGCAGAUCACUACCCCAUCAACUCCAACUUCAAAGUGGGCUACAAUACUCACUUUUCCUGUGCCUGUGUGCCGCCUGACCCAGGUGAGGGCAUCGUGCUUACUGUCUGCGCUGGCCCUGUCUUUGGAGGAAGGCGUAGGCUCCAUGCUCGCAAAUUUUCAAAUUGCUGUCAUGAUCCUCAGGAAUUGGGUCUUCUUUUAUGUUCUCUGAGAAGCUAA